AUGCAGACCUGUUGGUAGUUUCAGACUCGUACUGUAAACGGAAUUUAUUGACUGGACUCAUUUCUGGAGCUUGCUCCAUCAUUGCUAGAGGAUAUCACAUCAUUCGGAGAUCCUUUCUGAAUUGGAAUCUUGUAUGACAAGAAGUCAAGUUUGAACUUUAUAUACCGGUACAGUAUAAUGCAGAGUUUUCAGGGAUAAUACAUUGUACCUUGGAGGAUUGACUGUACUUAGGGCUUGAUGUUGAUAAUACGUACACGUACUCUAACAUCUCUUAAAAACCACUACAAGUGCAACAUUGUAAACUUCAUUUUUGCGUACUGUUUCACUGGUCAGCUUUUUUGAAAGUUAAAAGCUCUUGCUUUGUGUUUGGAUGUGGUUUACACGUAACUGUAUGAAACUUUUGAAAACCUCACCAUUUUGAAUGUAAACAAGGGUAACAGUAAAACAAGCAUAGAAUCAUACAUUACUUUGGAAGUCUUAUUUGACUACAAGAUCAACAGUGUGAAACAUUUGUGUGUUUAUGAGAGUUUACGUCUGAUCACAAAAAGAUUGAAAAACAGCACUGUGUGAACUGUAAAAACCACUGAGCUCUCUAUCUUAGGGGAGUCAUUCUAAAGAUUUUUGAAGCAGAUCCAACAUUCUGCAACCAUCAUGACCUUGAUGCGUCGCAACAACAACAAAAAGUCGGCGAACUCGCCCGCGAAUGGCAAGUCCAAGACAACUUCAUCACCAAACAGCGGUCCGCCCGAAUCGAAGGAGCAGCCACGUUACAUCGACGAGUCGGUGCAGAAGUUCUUCACGGUAGAGGAAGGGUAUGGAUCGAGCGAUGAUUGUGAGUUGACGGAGGAUUACAAGUCGCCAUUAGCGGGAGCUCCAAGUUACCAUUCGUAUCUGAGUAUUGUACCAGAUGAUGACGAGGAUUAUAUCCCAGAUGAAGGCAGUGGUUACUCUGAACCAGAAGAGCCCCUUUCCUCGCCAGACUCUACGCCAUUGUAUGAUAACACACCAGCCAGCACACCAAGCGACUUACCCAGCCCGGGGGUAGAGGUUGAACAGGAUGAAGAAGAGAGGGAACGACUCCGCGCUGAGCUGGCUGAGAUUGAGAGUGACAUCCUAACCUUGAGGCAAACGCUGCGAGCCAAGGAAGGCCAUGCCAAAGAAAUCAAACGGAAGCUUGGCGUUACACCCAUGAACCAAAUGAAAGAAGAACUCAAACACAGCUGGCAGAAUUUCCAACAGUCCAAUGCAUAUGUCAACACAAGUACAAAACUAGCAGAAUGGAAUGAUAAAGUUGUUACAUCAGAAACGUACAGCAAGACGAAGAGUGGGCUAGCCACAGCGGGUCAGAAGACCACGUCAGCGUUCAACACCUUCGGCACGGCCGUCUCCAAGAAGCUUGGCGACAUGAGAGAUUCAAACACCUUCAAGUCUUUUGAGGAGAAGAUGUCAUCGGCAUCAACCACCAUUAAGACAAAGGUCGUCGGAGGAAAGACACAAGAGUCCAGUUUUGAGGAAGUACUCCAGAGCACGGCAAGCGCUGAGCAAGAGAAUGACUCAAACGUUAACAUAGCACUCAUCCCAGAAGACCAAGAAAAGAUUCCAUUGUAGAUUUCAUUUUCUCUUCAUUUAGCUGUUUGUUUGUUCUUUCUUUUCUUUUGAGCUGGCUGUAUCUGUAUCGUUCUCCUCCUGGCCCUUCAUCCCACCUUCCUCUCUUUUCUUACUCCAGCUUCUCUAUUUGUCUCAUCGGGUCAUCCCACUUCACUGAUUACCAUUUUUCAUCUCCAACUUUGUGUCUCAUUUCCUCCUUUUUUUCAUCCUUUAAAGGGUCUGUACAUGUAUAUGUUUGGUUAUGAAUCUGAAAAUUAAUGUUAAUAUAUAACCUUACGUGGUAAGAAGUAUAAUGCCUUUUGAGAAACAUUUCACUUCAAAGUAUUAAAAAAAUAUUUGAUUUUUAUCCCCUAAAAUUUGAAUAUAAGAAAGCGUUACCGGUAUCGCUUUUGAGAUUAUUGUAUACCUAUGAGGGAUUAUUCUUCCUGCAUGGAUAUAUUCACUCCGGAUUUUCGGCGAUAUCUCAACCACAUUUAGGAUUGAAAUAGUCAAAGGGUUCCAAAAACCCAAAUGUGUACAGACCCUUUAAAAUAUUAUUUUGUCCUUUUUUUCAGCUCAUAUUUGACUCCAUUACUUUCUUGUUUCUUCUAUUGUCUUCAUCUGCUUCUGUUCUCAUCUCAUACUAUUCUCUCUAUUUAACACUUUCCCUACUGCUGUAGAUAAGAUCAGUUGACUGGGUCCUAUGGAGCUCAACAACCAUGGAUGAUUUUUGGGGAACUCAAAUCCACGGAACUGGAAAACUCAACUGACUUGACUUCAGUCAUUAUCUUCUGCUCUUCCCAUCAUCUCCAUUUGUCUUGCAUUGCCUCCUCUUUCUUGAUCAUCCUCAUUUAUUUCAUGUUCUUCAUCUUAACACUCAUCAGCCAUUACGGGAAAGCUCCCUUUAAGAAUUUCAGAGUUAUUCGAAAGCUCAGAAAGUAUACAUCCUUUUCACAGCACCCUAAAGCCUGGUUUAUACUUCUUGUGAAUGCAAACGCAAAGCGAAUUUGACCUCCCAUCUCUGUUUUCGCAGCAAAUUUUUCGCAAAAGUUGAGCACAGCUCAACUGUUGCGAAUUAUUCAAUGCGAAUUUGUGACGUCAACAUUUGCAUCCGCCUUCGCAGGAAGUAUGAACCGGGCUUUAUUUUGUAUGUAAUCCAACUCAUCCAUCUCCUGCCACCUGCUCUUACCUGAAUUUUGUUAACUUUUUAUUUACACCAAAGCAACCUUGGGGCCAGGCAUGCGAUGUUCUUAGCUGUGCUUGUCAAUUUACACAUAAUGCUUUUAGAUUUUGAUGGAUUUGUGAAGGUUUGUUGCCCAAGGGAUUCAAUUUUUGUUUGGUUCCUUUCCCUAUUUCAUGUAUUUCUUCUGAUGAGUUAGCCUGUAUACAUGUAUAUGUACAGUCAUCUCGAUAUAUACAUGAAAUGACGCGUUGAUGGGCUUGGAUGGUGUCUGCUUACAACAGUAAAUUUAUAAAGUUGUCUUUUCUUGUGACGGAUUUAAGAAGAGUACCACAGAAACAGUAUAUAUAUUUUAAUAAAGUGAAGAAGUUUAUGAAAUUGGCCAUCUAUCCCCUCUAUGAAAAUAUGUAUGAAUUUAUAAGAAGAAAAUAAUGUACUUGUUGAUGUACAUUAUAUAAUAGAUGUUAAAUUUGCAUUGGGGAUAAAGAGUAUUAAUUUUGGUUUCUACCCAUACACCUAUGUGUGU
Asterias rubens (European starfish) is the source of this 3293-nucleotide messenger RNA. RefSeq names its product tumor protein D54-like. The record is from RefSeq and is a predicted model, not a curated record. The transcript has 6 exons. Bases 652 to 1608 code for a protein of 318 amino acids. Gene Ontology annotation, cellular component: cytoplasm. Lineage: Eukaryota; Metazoa; Echinodermata; Asteroidea; Forcipulatida; Asteriidae.